Messenger RNA from Cylindrotheca closterium, 594 nucleotides. The record is from the annotation of a GenBank genome assembly. Lineage: Eukaryota; Bacillariophyta; Bacillariophyceae; Bacillariales; Bacillariaceae.
AUGACGGGAAGCAGCAAUAUAUCAAUAAAACAAGUCAAGAAAACUGUCCAAGACGUGGGUAGCGUCAUCAAAGGAAGCAAGAAGCGAAUAUCCUGGACCUUUUUCUUGGGCAAAGAAGAACGGACCGUGGUCCUUCUCUGGAGCAAGAACUCGGGCAAGCGCCAAGUCACCGAAGGCGGUAGUAACGAUGAUGAUUAUGCUUACGAAGAAACCAAGAAGGGAAACUUUUUCUUUCACAAGUGGGAUUCUCGUGGCGCGAAACUGCACAUCAUUGCGUCGUCUCACACUCCUGCCAAGGACAAGGUCUGCGACAAUUUUAUCAAAUUCGAGUUGAUUGUGAAUGGACGACCCUUUUCCAAAUUGUCUCAUCAUGAUGGCACUCCCUUGCCAGAGAAGGAUGGCCCCGGUCCCUAUGGCAUUUUUGAUAUAGUAUACCCACAAGGAUACGACGUCAACUUUACCAAGGAGGCUCCCUUUCACAGCAAGGACCACUUGCAUUCGGUCGUAUUGAGAGAGUUGAGUUCGCAGUCAAUGUCCGAUGUGACCUCCAAUGUGGAGGAAAGUGCGCCAUUUGCGCAGGAACAGCAACAGUAG